Cannabis sativa is the source of this 3325-nucleotide messenger RNA. RefSeq lists its product as uncharacterized. The transcript is spliced from 12 exons. Gene Ontology annotation, molecular function: cysteine-type peptidase activity. The record is from RefSeq and is a predicted model, not a curated record. Gene Ontology annotation, biological process: proteolysis. Lineage: Eukaryota; Viridiplantae; Streptophyta; Magnoliopsida; Rosales; Cannabaceae. Bases 667 to 3051 code for a protein of 794 amino acids.
AAAGAAUAGAGAUAGAGAAACGUACCUAUUUGGAAGCCAUUGGAGAGGGUUUCGAAGCUUGGGACUAAUGAAACCCAUAAUCGCAACGCAAGGGCUGUUUGAAAGAUAUUUUAUGUAGAAGAAGCCUAAAUUUUGGAAUGGGAAGAGUUUUGCCGCCCUAUUUUCUUUUCUUCCCUCCUUUUAUUGAAACUUUUAUAUUAUAACACGUGGACAAUUAAUCUGCUAGUAUUUAUUUAUUUUCCCUUAAACGAGUCUAAACAAUUUAUAUUAUUUUACUAGUCCCGUUUGCGUCAGUGGACGGUGACUCAAACGGUGCGUUGGCCUGGUCCUCAAACAAGUUACUGUGGGACUGACUCAAAUGUAAAAUCCAAUACAAUUUAGGGUUCCAUUUCCACCAGCAAAUCCUCAAACGUGAAAAUUCAUAUCCCUCUUCCUCAGCUCCGAGAACCCACGGUUCGUGCCAGACCUCCAUUAUCGGCGAUUUCAAGCGUAGUUGCUUCUGGAAAGAAGACUUGUUCGUCCAUUUCACUGGGGGUUUCGUUUGUGAGCGCCGUUGCGGCUCCUCCUUCAUCCUCCGGCCAACUCUUCCGCCCUCUAUUUUGGUUCAACUUUUUCCACUGCCGUUAUUCCAGCCACACAACAGACCACGAUUCAGAUUCAUGAGUUAUGGACCCACAAGAUGAUGAUGAGUUCGAUUCGUUGGUAGACAAUAGUGACGAUCACCCAGAAGAUAAUAGUGAUGAUCACCCAGAAGAUAAUAGUGAUGAUCACUCAGAAGAUGUUAGUGAUGAUCACCCGGAAGAUGAUAAUGAUGAUCACCUAAAAGAUGCUAAUAAUAACGAGAGGAAGACACGAGGAAAAGCAAUAUGUAAAGAAGUCUUAAAAGCAAGUAGUGAGGGUCGUAACUAUGAAGUUGAGUACAAUCGGUUUGGUCGAGCAAUGGGGAAAGGGGGGACCAAGAUGAACAGCAUGAUUGGUAUGUUGGCACGUACCACCCUUCCUUUAAAUAAACCUCAUUGGAAGAAAGUGCCUGUAGAGAAGAAAAACAAAAUAUGGAAUGAGAUCAAGAAUACAUUUAAACUCUCAAACUCUUCUAAAACAAACGUCCUAAAAGAAGCUGGAAAGACAUGGAGAAACUGGAAAACAAGGAUGACGAAAGAUCUUAUAUAUGAAUACAAGGAUGUGGCUCCUCAACUUCUUGAAAAACCACCAAAGGACUACAUCAACUAUUACUCUCCUGAAGAUUGGAAGGGAUUUGUUGCAACUAGACUAACUCCAGAAUGGGAAGAGUUGAGGAAAAGAAAGCAAGCUUCCCAAGCUCAAAAUAAGUAUCCCCAUCGAACAGGACGUGGUGGUUAUGCAUUAAUCGAGCAAAAUAUGGAGAAGGAGUUGGGUCGUGAGUUAACUGAGUAUGACAGAUCAGAAAUGUGGAAAAGGGCCCGCAUGAAUAAUAAAGGAGAAGUUAUUGAUGAGGAAGCUCGAGAGGUGGUACAGAGAAUUGAAAAAUACAAGAAAAAAGUUGCAGACGGUGAGAUUAUGGAGGAAGGUUCCAAUGACGUAUUAACUAUGGCACUAGGGACUCCGGAGCAUGGGGGUCGUGUUAGGGGGGUCGGUAGCCAUGUCAUUCUUCGUCAAUUUUUUCACACCCCAGCACCUAGAAGAUUGACACAGAAAAAAUCUAGUGUGGAUGAAGAUGCUCGCUAUAAAGACCUCGAAGAUAAAUGGCGCCAAAGUGAAGACAAAAUAAACAAAUUGAUGGCGUUCAUUCAAUCUCAACAAAGCGGGGUAUUUGAAUCACAACAUGCAUUUGGUUCGGGCGUUGGAGGAGCCUCAAACACACCUCAAGCACCAUAUGCUCCUCCACCACACUCACAAGCAACAUACGCUCCACCACCACCCUCACAAGCAACAUACGCUCCACCACCGCCCUCACAAGCAGCAUACACUCCUCCACCACUCUCACAAGCACAUCAUGAGCAGAACAAAUGCAAGUUGUGCAUUGGUUCCAUAAACAACAUUGUAGCAGAGGGCACACUUAUAACCAUUAAUUGCACAGAACUCCGUACUGUUAAAUCGAAUCCUAGAUAUUGUCGUGUGAGGAUUGAUGUUGUGCAUCAAAAGGAUGCUAUUUUACCUAAAGCGGUUACAAGAAAAGGCUACACCUUGGUUGGUCAGGUAAUUGGUUAUGAGGUUGCAUGGCCAAAGAAAUUUGUUUUGUGUGAGAAGCUACAGCGAGACCAAUUUUCCCCUUCAACUCAACAGCCACGAGAAUCAAGACUCACAAGGGAGCAAGUAACGCAACUAACACAGGAGCCUAUUACAGUGCCAUUGACACCAACUUUGAAUUGUUUGAAAAAGUUGAUGACCCGGUGGACCGAUGGUCGGGUGGUAGAAAUUCCGAGUCAAAAACGAGUUUUUGGAUUCCCAAACGUAGUUCGAUUAAUGAAAUAUGAUAUCGAAAACUUGUGCAAUUAUGAUAUGCUUGGAGAGAAUGAGAUACAAUUGUAUAUGUGGAUGCUCGAUGAACAAGUCCAUACAAAUGGUUUAAACCAUUUAUACGCUUUUAUGCAUCCUGCUUUAAUAUCUACAACUGCUGGAACAGAUGAAGUACGUGCUGACAAUCUCUUCAAGCGAUUCCUGCAAAUGAGCCUAGAAACACAAUUUCUAAUUUGCCCUUGGAAAAUUAACACUCACUGGAUGUUGGUCUUAAUCCAGCCACACACUCAUUCAGUGGCUUUUUUAGAUCCAAUGAAUUCACAUUUCCGUGAAGAGAUCAGGGAUAUAAUCAUUAUGGCUUUUGAUAAGUAUCAUUCAUACCUCUGUAAAACAGAUACUGACAAUUCUAAACUUUGUGUUCCGAAAUGUCCAAACCAAACUAGACCUACCGAGUGUGGUUACUAUAUUAUGAAGUUUGCUAAGGAAUUGAUUUCCAAGCCGCUACCAAAACAAUACUUGAGACGGGAGAUGAAGAGGACCACUCCAUAUACAGCAGAGGAAAUCAAUGAUUUACGAGAUGAGUGGGCUGAGUCAAUUUUUCAGUAUCUAACUUAGCUUCAUCUCAUAUUAGUGAGAACUUAUAGGCACUUGUUAGAACUUUAGAGCACUCAGAGAGCUAUAAUAGCUCAUCAAAAUGUAAAAUAUGAAGAUGUGUCAAAAAAAAAAAAUGGCUCCAUCAAAUGUAAAAUUGUUCAAAAUUUUACAUUAUGAAUAGUAUUUUUUCACAUUCAAGUAAUCUUUUAAGGUUAUUUAGGACUUUUACUCUGAUUUAUGACAUAUAUGAAUGUGCCUCUUGAAUUUUUCAGUUUGUUAAAAAUGGUAUUUAAAC